Mus musculus (house mouse) is the source of this 3735-nucleotide messenger RNA. It is a transcript of the gene Chrd, whose product is annotated as chordin. NCBI's taxonomy places the organism in Eukaryota, Metazoa, Chordata, Mammalia, Rodentia, Muridae. The transcript is spliced from 24 exons. The record is from RefSeq and is a predicted model, not a curated record. Gene Ontology annotation, biological process: positive regulation of cell adhesion; negative regulation of cell migration; spinal cord dorsal/ventral patterning. The coding region runs from base 358 to 3330 and encodes 990 amino acids. Gene Ontology annotation, cellular component: presynapse; extracellular region.
AUCCGGCCGCUGCUGCUGGGCCGGACCCCCCGGGCUCAGCCGGGCUCCUUGUGGAGCCGCCGCCGCGCCCCGUUUGCUGAAGAGGAGGCCCCGGGCCCGGACGCCUGGCGCGGGCAUAAAACGGGCCAGAGCCGGCGCCUAGGGCACUAAAGUGGAGUACGGCCCGGGUCAGCGCCCCUCCGCCCGCUCUCUCCCGCCCCGCCCGGCCGGGAGCCGACCAGGCGACUGUGAGACGAGCCCCUCGCCACUGCCCCCCUCCUGGCCCCGGCCCCCUCCUGCCGGCCCGCCUCCGGUCCGGCCCUACUCCCUCUCCUGCUCCCUCCUCCCGCCCGCCUCCCCAGCUGUCUGCUCCGCGUCAUGCCGAGCCUCCCGGCCCCGCCGGCCCCGCGGCUGCUCCUCGGGCUGCUGCUGCUCGGCUCGCGGCCGGCCAGUGGCACUGGCCCUGAGCCCCCAGCACUGCCCAUCCGUUCCGAGAAGGAGCCGCUGCCUGUCCGGGGAGCGGCAGAGCCCGGAGCAGGCAUUACGGCACGAGCAACCGGACAGCGGCCGCCAGCCAAGCCCGUCCCCGCAGGCUGCUCCUUCGGCGGGAAGGUCUAUGCCUUGGACGAGACGUGGCACCCGGACCUGGGGGAGCCUUUUGGGGUGAUGCGCUGCGUGCUGUGCGCCUGUGAAGCGCCUCAGUGGGCUCGCCGUGGGAGGGGUCCUGGCAGGGUCAGCUGCAAGAACAUCAAACCUCAGUGCCCCACCCUGGCCUGCAGGCAGCCGCGCCAGCUGCCAGGACACUGCUGCCAGACCUGCCCGCAGGAGCGCAGCAAUCUAGAUCCACAGCCCGCUGGCCUGGUCUUCGAGUAUCCAAGGGAUCCAGAGCAUCGCAGUUACAGUGAUCGAGGGGAACCCGGCGUUGGGGAGCGGACCCGUGCUGAUGGCCACACAGACUUUGUGGCGCUGCUGACAGGACCGAGGUCGCAGGCGGUAGCUCGUGCUCGAGUCUCUUUGCUGCGCUCAAGUUUACGCUUCUCUGUCUCCUACCAGCGGCUGGACCGUCCCAGCAGGGUUCGUUUCACAGAUCCCACAGGCAACAUCCUGUUUGAACACCCUGCAACCCCCACCCAGGAUGGCCUGAGGAGGGAACUGAGGCUCAGAAUAGCAGAAUGUGAUUUGUUCAAGGUCAUUUGGCUAGUCUGUGGGGUGUGGCGGGCAGUGCCUCGGCUGUCUGUGAGGCUCCUGAGGGCAGAGCAGCUUCGGGUAGCCCUUGUGACAUCCACUCACCCUUCAGGAGAAGUCUGGGGGCCUCUCAUUUGGCAGGGUGCUCUCGCUGCAGAGACCUUCAGUGCCAUCCUGACCCUGGAAGACCCACUGCAGCGGGGUGUGGGGGGCAUAGCCCUGCUCACCCUCAGUGACACAGAAGAUUCCUUGCAUUUUUUGCUGCUCUUCCGGGGUCUGCUGGGAGGACUAGCUCAGGCUCCCUUGAAGCUUCAGAUUCUCCACCAGGGACAGCUACUUCGGGAGCUCCAGGCCAACACCUCCGCUCAGGAGCCAGGUUUUGCUGAGGUGCUGCCCAGCCUUACAGACCAAGAGAUGGACUGGUUGGAGCUGGGGGAGCUGCAGAUGGUCCUAGAGAAGGCGGGUGGGCCAGAGCUACGCAUCAGUGGAUACAUCACCACCAGGCAGAGCUGUGAUGUCCUUCAAAGUGUCCUUUGUGGGGCUGAUGCCCUGAUCCCAGUCCAGACGGGUGCUGCUGGGUCAGCCAGCUUCAUAUUGCUAGGAAAUGGCUCCCUUAUCUAUCAGGUGCAAGUGGUAGGUACAGGUAGCGAGGUGGUGGCCAUGACACUGGAGACCAAGCCUCAGCGGAAGAACCAGCGCACUGUCCUGUGCCACAUGGCUGGACUCCAGCCGGGAGGACACAUGGCUGUGGGUAUGUGCUCUGGGCUGGGUGCCCGAGGGGCUCAUAUGCUGCUACAGAACGAGCUGUUCCUGAAUGUUGGUACCAAGGACUUCCCAGAUGGAGAGCUUCGGGGGCAUGUGACUGCCCUAUGCUACAGUGGGCACAGUGCCCGCUAUGACAGAUUGCCUGUGCCUCUGGCAGGGGCACUAGUGCUGCCCCCUGUGCGGAGUCAGGCAGCAGGGCACGCCUGGCUCUCCUUGGAUACACAUUGUCACUUACACUAUGAAGUUCUAUUGGCUGGGCUUGGUGGCUCAGAGCAAGGAACUGUCACUGCCCACCUCCUUGGGCCUCCUGGGAUGCCAGGGCCCCAGCGGCUGCUGAAGGGAUUCUAUGGCUCAGAGGCUCAGGGCGUGGUAAAAGAUCUGGAGCCUGUGCUGCUGCGGCACCUGGCACAGGGCACUGCCUCCCUGCUCAUCACCACCAAGAGUAGCCCCAGAGGAGAACUACGUGGGCAGGUGCACAUUGCCAGUCAGUGUGAGGCGGGAGGCCUGCGUCUGGCCUCAGAAGGAGUGCAGAUGCCCUUGGCUCCAAAUGGAGAGGCGGCUACGUCACCCAUGCUGCCUGCUGGCCCUGGCCCUGAAGCCCCAGUACCAGCCAAACAUGGCAGCCCUGGGAGACCCCGAGAUCCUAACACAUGUUUCUUCGAGGGGCAGCAGCGGCCCCACGGGGCUCGCUGGGCACCCAACUAUGACCCACUCUGCUCCCUCUGCAUCUGCCAGAGACGAACAGUGAUCUGUGACCCUGUAGUAUGCCCACCACCAAGCUGUCCCCACCCGGUGCAGGCACUGGACCAGUGCUGUCCCGUGUGUCCAGAGAAACAACGCAGUAGAGACCUCCCCAGCCUACCAAAUCUGGAGCCAGGAGAGGGCUGCUAUUUUGAUGGUGACCGGAGCUGGAGGGCAGCGGGUACCCGAUGGCACCCUGUUGUGCCCCCCUUUGGCCUAAUUAAGUGUGCUGUCUGCACCUGCAAGGGGGCCACGGGAGAGGUGCACUGUGAGAAGGUGCAGUGUCCUCGCCUGGCCUGUGCUCAGCCUGUCCGUGCCAACCCCACCGACUGCUGCAAACAGUGUCCAGUAGGGUCAGGGACUAAUGCCAAGCUGGGAGACCCCAUGCAGGCUGAUGGGCCUCGGGGGUGUCGCUUUGCUGGGCAGUGGUUCCCAGAGAAUCAGAGCUGGCACCCAUCAGUGCCCCCCUUUGGGGAGAUGAGCUGUAUUACCUGCAGAUGUGGGGCAGGGGUACCCCACUGUGAGCGGGACGAUUGUUCACCGCCGCUAUCCUGUGGCUCAGGGAAGGAGAGUCGAUGCUGUUCCCACUGCACAGCCCAAAGGUCAGCCUCUGAGACUAGAACCCUUCCAGAGCUGGAGAAAGAAGCGGAGCACUCCUAGGGAGCAUCCAGAAGGCCAUAUGACCAAGAGGAUGGGCCUGAGCUGGGAGAAGGAGUGGUGCUGAGGACCCCGACUCUCCUGUGGGAACCCAGUGCCUUUCGUGCCUCUGCUCUGCUUCUUCUCCUCCCCCACUACCUCUGGGAACCACAAGUCUACAAGGGGAAAGACUGCUGGGUCAGACCAAGGCCAUAUCCAUGCGAACUCCUGCCCUGUUUUCUUUUGGCCUCUGUCCCACAAGCUUAACUCUUUUCUUCUGUACAGAACACCACUGGCUUAUUGGGAUUCUUUAAUUUAUCCUCACUCAGCACCAAGGGUUCCCUCACACCAUUCCUGCUACCCCUGAGCUGAGCAGAGUCAUUAUUAGAGAUUUUUUUUUGUAUUUAUUAAAACAUCUUUUUUUCAGUC